ACUAACGAAAGGAGGAGAGUCUAGUGGAGAAGUUCUGCGGUUGGCGGAGAAGAUGCUAACAGUUGACAGUGAACAUACCAUGCCAGCGCGCGCUUCCUUUUUUGCCCCCAACUAACAAAUUAACGGACACGUGUAUAUAACGGUGAGCGUCCUGGCUGGACAGUCACAAUAGCAACCUGACUCGAGGCGUUAGUUACUUCUCCUCGGUAGUGCGGGACAGACGGCAGUACCGCUCAUUGGUGGCCGUUAAGUUCUCAAUUUUGGAUAUCUGCAUUGCACCACUUCUGUGAAAUAUUAAUUACCAUGUUAGGCAUCAGUCUCUUGCUUCAGUUUCGAAGAAACGUUUUUCUUCUUUUGUUACAAGUGUCACAAUCUUAGUAAUUACCUGCAGACUUGUGAGAGACAUUCAUUUACCGUGUAGCGCCCAUUACAAGGAAUUUUACCUGUAUUCUUUGAGUUACGUUGUUUUAUUGUGCAACAUGAAGGAGGAAUUUUUAAACGCUGAUGUAACUCUUUACUCAUAAACGCCUUCAGAUGACACACAAGUUCUUCAUUGCAGUAGUAAAGUUCGUGUAGAUACCUUGGUAUUUCUUCAUCGGGAAAUGACAGGAGAUUCUAAACAUUAACAACAACCGUACCGAAUGGAGGCGCCUAUUUGGAGUGAACUUGUGAACUGUGUGCACCUGUGGUUAUUGUGCGCGUGUGUAGCAUGCCCCCAAUAAUUGUUUGACAACGUGCCGGAAAGCAUCUCUUCUGUACCAGCUGUUGUAGUGCAAUGUUGGGAACAGGUUGAACCUUGUGGAUUUGUUUAAUAAUGAAAACUGGUGGCAGAAUUCGGUAUUCAGUGUGUAAAUACAAACGAAGAAGCUUUAUUUAAAUCGUAUCUAGCUGCUAUUGUUGCGCAAUUUUUAGUGAUAACAGAGAAGAACAAAUAAAAGGGACAUUAAGAAAGAAUAGCUAAGAGUAGAACUAUUUGUUUACUUGGUGUAUUAAUACGCGAUUGCAGAACAAUGGCAGAUGCUCUGUACCCAACUCAACACAACUUCACGGUUUAUGUAACGGAGGUGGACGAUGUAGCAGUAAUACCCGAAGUAGGGACGAGAUAUAGUGAGGAGGAGUACGAGAAGUUUCUGGCAGACAUCUGGGUAGGCGUCGUGCUCACCCUGAUGGUGCUUAGCUGCGUCUGUUGCGUUUGUUCCUGUCUCCUAUACCACAAAUUCCAGCAGUGGAAGAGAAGUGUUUUGGAAUCUCGCGCGCACUCGAUGGCAGCUGGUGGCGUUACUGGUGGUGACGUCGAAUCUUUACCAAGUUAUACUGUAGUGUCAGGACUCCCAACAUAUGAUGAAGCGCUGGAACAGAUGCGGCAAGUGCGUGAAUUGCGAACUGAAAUGAAAAUUGUGGAAGCACAAACACAAAAUACGCAAAAUAACGGUGCCAACAGUGACAGUAGACAUCAACAACCAUUGGCCAAAUUAGCAGUUACGGAAUUUACGCAGUACUAUAAAUCUCCAACAGUAAACUGAACUAAUGUAAUUAAUUGGCGUGGAAAUGUAAUGCAAGGGGCAGAAAAGUGUUGAUAAAAUUUAUUUAUUGUGAUUCAUUUAAAUGCACUUCCUGUCAUGUCUAUCAUGUUCGAAUUCGCACGCAUUCAGAACCUGAAGCAUAAAAAUAAAGCCGUGGGCGAGUUUGAUGUGUGUGAAGAAUGAAAUUUAGUAUAAGGGCACUGAAUUAUGAAGUUGUAUAUUAAGCUGACAGGUCAAGACAAACAAAAUUUCUCAUUAUGUGCAUGUAACCGCACGUCAAAUAUCUGCCAUGAGAGCUAAAACGAUCUUAUAGGGCAUAUGCAAUAGAAUGCUUUAGAAAUAUUCUUAAACGGAAAUUAGAAAUCAAUCCGUUGUGCUAUGGAGUGUGUUGUAUGGGAAUGCUACUGUCUUGUUCUAAUGUUUAGGGAAUUAUUAUGCCUAUAUUGGCAACAUGUAGUGCAGAAGUGUUUUCACGUGUUCAAGUAGCAAAAGUGAGCUGAACGUAGCGGAUCCGGUCGCAGGAUGUCUUUGAACUGGUUGUGCUUAUAUGUAUUAUAUUUGUUGGGUUAGAAUUUCAAUCGAUUUAUUCGAUUGUGCAAAUUAAUUUCAACUGUACUGCGUUUAUGUCAGUAAAUAAAGCAUUUAUAUAUAUAUAUAUACAGACAUAUAUAUAUGUGAUGCAUAUGUAUUAUGAUUCUAUCCUAAAUGAAUACUUCAUUGGUAUGGCAGUGAAAGUGAAUUGAAAUUGGGUUUCGUUAGACUGGAGGACAUAGGAAUGAACACUAAUCGAAUGGACGAAAAGUAAUAGAACCAACGAAUAGUAUCUGGACCGGUCUUAUUACACGGAUUAGAUUUACGAAGUGUCAGAUUUGAAGCAGGUACGUUUAUACAGAAGUUUUGUACCUUUUCCUAGACUUCAUUGGUUGUGUAAUGUUGCUUUUGAGAUUAUGGAAUGUGAAUUUGAGAUAUAAAUUAAAUACAUGAUAGUGAUCUGCUUUAUCUGUUUGUCUUCGCCGUUACAUUUUAAGUACAACUCAGUGGCUUUGGCAAAGUAGGUUAAACGUAUAGAAUCACAUAACUUCCUUUUGUAGAAUACUCAGUGCAAGGUUGAAGAUACCAAGCUAACAAUGGGCAGUACACAGCUGUACAGCUUGACUUGGGGAGAAUUUGGGACUUCCUUGGUUUCUGCGGUUCAGUUACUGCGCUGUCAUGGUGAUCUGGUGGAUGUCACUUUGGCAGCAGGGGGCCGUAGUUUCCCUGCUCAUAAGAUUGUAUUAUGUGCUGCAAGCCCCUUCCUACUUAAUCUUUUGAAGAGCACGCCUUGUCAGCAUCCUGUGGUAAUGCUAGCAGGAGUUACAGCAUCAGAUUUAGAGGCUCUGCUUGAGUUUGUGUACCGUGGUGAGGUGAGUGUGGAUCCUAACCAACUUCCCUCACUUCUACAGGCUGCCCAUUGCCUCAAUAUCCAAGGGUUGGCUCCAGGCACAAUUAGUGGCGAGAAACCGGAAGAUAUGAAUACAGUGCCAUCUGCACAUGAGGCUCUGACAAGGGAUGUAAUAAAUUCAUUCCUGCCAAUACGUAGGCGGAAACGCACUAAGCGAAGGAAUUCAUCAGACACACACAUCGUAUUACGUCAGUCAACUCUGGUUACUCACCGACAGAAAACAGAAACACGCGAAAAGAGGAAAAGCUGCUGGGAGUACCCAAAAGGAAAAUAA
This is a messenger RNA of Cryptotermes secundus, 3238 nucleotides long. RefSeq names its product transcription factor GAGA. Lineage: Eukaryota; Metazoa; Arthropoda; Insecta; Blattodea; Kalotermitidae. The record is from RefSeq and is a predicted model, not a curated record. Gene Ontology annotation, molecular function: protein binding. Gene Ontology annotation, biological process: regulation of transcription by RNA polymerase II. Gene Ontology annotation, cellular component: nucleus. The transcript is spliced from 5 exons. Bases 2651 to 3238 code for a protein of 195 amino acids.